AAUGAUGCCUUUGAAAUCGCAAACUGCUACAUGCCUCCGGAUGGUUAUUCAGGUGUGACUAGACUUGAAGAUACUGAUUUCAAUGGUACUUUGGCUGUCAUCAUCAACAACAAACGUUUCCAAAACAAAAUGGCGGCUCAGCUUAAUCAGUCGAACAAUGUCUGCAUUCAGGCACGGGAGGUAGGUCGUUUAAUACGGCAUUCGCCGGAUUUAAACCUCACCGACUCAGAGCUGAUGCAAUACAUUGACAUCUUUAUGGACCUUUUGUCCGAUUUAAAAUACCUGGUAGCUGAUCGAAAAGCACAGGAGGCAGUGGAUAAACUAAAUCAGUUAAAAUUAAACACGCUUACUAUAACUACAGCCGACAUUACAACGGUUUUAAAUAGUGCAAUCAAAGAAAAGCAACAAGACGCAUUGGAAGCCAUCAAAGAGGAUACUAAGGAAGCCAUAGAAUGCAUUCAAGAAAAGGCAAAAGCAUCUAUUCAACACUUGAUGAAUGUUAAAGACUCAAUAACAAAUGUAAAAACAUUUACUUGCGCAAGUUUGAAUAGGAUCACCGCAUCAAAACGAUCGUCUAUUAGCGAAAUCAAGUGUGAAGCGAAAAAGCAGAAACAAGAAAUAGAAAAAACAGGUGCAAAAGAAAGGGAGAAAUUAAAACAAGUUGCAGGCGAACUACCACAACGUGAGAUAAAGAUCCAGGCAACACAUACUACAAGCAGACGAGAAGAACUCGAGGAGAAUAUGAGGGAAGACCUGAUCAAGUUCUACAGAAAAUAUUACUCUAAUAUUCCGGUUUCCCCUCUCGUAGAAGAACACGAUGUUCCACUGACAGACUUUUAUGUUCAUCCACCACUUACUUCCAUUGACAUGCAAAGGAAGUUCGGUCAGUGUCAGGAUUUUCCUAAAAAGGCUUCAAUACAUUCAUACCGUGACGUGUUUCUCCGUGGAGAUGGUGAAUUGUACAAAGACAUUUACAUCACAGCAAAUGCCGGAGUUGGAAAAACAUCUUUUGCAAAAAAAAUCUGCAUGACAUGGUGCCAAGCCCAUAGACCCACUGAAAUGGUAGAGCAGACAUUCAAGUCAGAAGAUAUAAAUUCCAUGAAAACCUUUGAAUUCUUAUUCAUGGUUUCAUUACGAGAUGUAGAUACCUCUAUAUGCGAUCUAGAUAACAUGAUUGAAAGCAGCAUUCUUCACUAUCUAGCAAGAUUUUCUCGGUUUUCUAGACUUGACUUAGAGGAUAUUUUAAAUGAGAGGGCAUGUUUAGUUCUUCUAGACGGUCUAGACGAAUGGGCCCAUCCUACAAGCUGUGUCAGAGGUCGUCGUGAUGUUCAUGCAACACCCCACAUACCUGCAAGAGAACGAUGCACAGUCCUGACGACAACACGUCCUUGGAAACUUGACGUUAUAAAAUUGGGUACAAGUCAAAUUGACAGACAUAUAGAAAUUAAUGAGCUGGACGAAACAUCAACGAAAGAACUUACAAGUAAUGCUAUCACAGUAUUAAACAGACAAAGCUUACCAGACCAGCCAAAGACCGUUGAAGAUUUCGAAAGUGCAACGUCGACUCUGAAGCUCGAUAACUUGCGAUAUAUUCCCUACAUCUUGUUGCAAAUGAUUUGUCUGUGGUUUGACGGAAAGUCAAUAGGAAGAACAAAGUGCGAAAUAUAUACUAAUAUAAUAACACUAACACUAUCUCGGGGCUUACUGAAGAUAGAUAAUAAAGGUUUGCCACCAAUGAGAGGACAAAACUUAGAAACCACUUAUGAAAUCCCCCAUUGCCUUAAGUCGAAUAACAUUUGUAAAUCGCAUUACGAGGUGUUAAUUGGUCUUGCGUUACUGGCGUUUAAAAAACUAUUUAGUCCGAAAGCAGAAAGUAAUCUUGUAUUUGAUAGGUCUGAAGUGCUUCAAGUUAUAUAGGAGGA
Molecule: messenger RNA, 1922 nt
Organism: Mercenaria mercenaria
Lineage: Eukaryota; Metazoa; Mollusca; Bivalvia; Venerida; Veneridae
Exons: 5
Coding region: 31-1917 (628 amino acids)
Source: RefSeq, a predicted model, not a curated record